UUAUCGACAAUAUUUCUCGUUGUUAAAUGAUUAUAAAUUGCUUCUAUUUAUAUCUUUGCUAUAAGAGAGCGCAAUUACUGAAUGGUGACAUGGAAAGUAAUUGAAAAAAUAAAUAUUCAAAACAAUAACUAUGUUCUCUAUGUUUUAUAUUUGUAAACAUUCUUCAUAGAAUUUCAAAUGUCAAAAAUGUUGAGGAUGUAGUUUUUUACCGCUUAACAUAAAUAAUCUGAGGAACAAAGAAACUUAUAUACAUUCAGAUUACAAUAGGUGGUGAUUCAUUGGUUUGAUUGCAGUUAUUAGAGUAUAAAGAUAGCUUUAGUGUUAAAGUACCAACAUGUCUUUGUCUGGUGGUUCAGGAAGUCCUAGCAAGGAAUCAAUUAGCACUAAUAGUAGUAUAGAAACAAAUGGAAACUUGCCCAGAGAUUCAAGUCGAUUUUCUCUUUUCUCAGCCGGUUCUUCAACAUCUCAUGAAGAACCUUACCAAUGUAAAGGUCAUGCCGAACACAGUUUGUCUUGUAUGCAAAGUUAUUUGCAAUCUGGAAAAUUGUGUGAUGUCACUUUGAUUGCUGGAAAUAAUGGAAAGAGAGUUCAAGCACAUAGGUUGGUGCUCUCUGCUGCUAGUGAAUAUUUUGCUGUUAUGUUUACUGGAAACCUGAGAGAAGCAGGUGAAUCUGAGAUAACACUGGGAGAAGUAAAUGGUGAUAUUCUACAAUCAGUUGUAAAUUAUUGCUAUACAGGAACAAUUGAAAUAAGGGAGGAUAACGUUGAGUCUCUGUUAUCUACUGCAUGCUUGAUGCAAUUGAAUAAAGUUGUUGAAGCUUGUUCUAGUUUCUUAGCCAAUCAAUUACAUCCUAGUAACUGCUUUGGUAUCGCUUUGUUUGCUGAGCAUUUGCAUUGCCCCACUCUGUUACAGACAGCUAGAGCCUAUAUCAGUGAAUACUUCAUGCAGGUUGUUCAAAAUCAAGAAUUUCUCCAGCUAAGCCUCGACCAAAUGCUCAUUCUGUUGGCCAGGGAAGAUUUGAAUGUAAUUUCCGAAGAGUAUAUAUUUCACUCUGUCAUAAAUUGGGUCAAUCACGAUCAUGCAAAUCGAAAAUCUGACAUUGCUCAACUCUUAUCUUUCGUCAAACUACCCCUAUUGAGCCCCUCAUUUCUAACUGACAAUGUAGAACCUUAUGUUGGCGAAGAUUUGUCCAGUCACAAAUUGAUAAUGGAAGCUUACAGGUGGCAUUUGUUGCCCGAAAGAAGACUGCAGAUGGUCAACAGCAGAACAAAGCCAAGAAAAGCCACGCUUGGCAAAUUGUUGGUAGUGGGAGGUAUGGAUAAGUUCAAAGGUGGUACUGACAUCGAAGUUUACGAUCCCAGAUCAGACAAAUGGGAAAUUUUAUGUCCGACUACUGGCAGGAGGCUUCAGUUUGGGAUCGCUUUAAUGGGAGACAAAUUGCUGGUAGUAGGCGGUCGAGACGGGUUGAAAACAAUGAACUCAAUGGAAUGUUUGGAUCUUAAGACGUACACUUGGUCUCAAAUGCCACCGCUCAACACUCACAGACACGGAUUGGGCGUGGCCUUACUGGGCGGCACUUUGUAUGCAGUGGGUGGUCAUGAUGGGUGGAGUUAUUUGAAUACGGUUGAAAGGUGGGAUCCUACCUCUAGGACUUGGAGUUUCGUCGCCCCCAUGCAGACCCAAAGGUGUUCUGCUGGGGUCGCCGUUUUAGAUGGCAAGCUUUACGCAGUCGGAGGGAGAGAAUCGUCCUCUUGUUUGAAGUCCGUCGAGUGUUACGAUCCUCACACGAACAAGUGGACGAUGUGCGCACCUUUAACUCGAAGGAGGAGCGCCGUGGGCGUGGCCGUUGCUAAUGGCUACCUGUACGCUAUUGGCGGACAGGACCCGCCUUCGAGUAAUCCAUCUUAUGUGAGAUUCAGUUGCGUUGAACGGUAUGAUCCAAGCACCGACAGUUGGACAAUAAUUGCAUCCUUAUCAGGCAAAAGAGACGCAGUGGCGGCCUGUCUGUUCGGCAACUGUCUGGUAGCCGUAGGAGGCUACGACGGUGCUCACUAUCUGAACACCGUCGAACGAUACGAUCCGAUCACCAACGAAUGGACAUACUUGGCCCCUUUGAACAUGGGCAGAGCAGGAGCCUGCGUCGUCGCAGUCCCCAACAGAGAGGCCACCCAGACCAACGAAUAGUCGACGCAUUCAUGCCUCUUAGUGCGUAUCUUUUACAGGAGCAAGGUAGUUUUUGAUUAGGCCAAAAAGGGGUUGUCCAUGAGCUUUUGCGAUUUCGAUUCUUGUUUGAGAGUUUCUCGAUUUUUUCCAUAAGCGUUGAAAUGAUUUCUUGUGAUGUUAUCGAUUGAUUUUGAACUGAGAAUCGGGUGAUAUUUUAUACAUGGUUCAUUUAAGCAGCCUUGGUUUUUAACUUCGAUUUCUAUCGAUUUUAUAUUGUAUAAUUUUUGUCGACUUUCAGUUCUCGUUUUUUGGUAUUGCGCAGUGUUUACCUUGGAUGGGAGUACUGUUAGAGUUGAAAAAUAGUGAUAUGUUGAUAAAAAGUUGAUUAUUUCACUGCAUGCAAGUUGAUUUUUUAGAAUUUUUACAUAUUGUAUUCCCCUAUUUUAGAACUGAUAAUGGAUCUGUGUUAUUGGCUAUGUCUGCAUUUAUUUAUUAAAGGGAAGGGUUUCGUCACCCUUCUUAUAGUUUUCAGUGAUUACCGUUAAACGGAGUUGGUUGAAGGUAAAUUUAAGACGGUAUGGGAGUUUCCUGACUAGUAUUUCCAAAUUUAAUCAAUGUGAUAAGAAAUAUUAUCGAAUAAGUAGGUUUUAGUGGAGUUAGCGCUCAACCAAAAAAUUGUGUUAUUUGGAAUAUAAGGUUGUCUCUUGAUUGUUUGAGUCUUUGUGCUAAAAUGCUUUAUUGAAUUUCAAAUUGGCAACUUCGAAAUUGCUUCAUUUUUGGGAUUUUCUUCCUUGACAAUCAAUUUUAUCAGCUGAAAAACAUUUUUUGGGACAACCUUUGUUUCGAUAUAAUAUGCAAAAUGGGCAGUUCAUGUGGAGUCAAAUUAUUUGUUCACGCAACAAAAUGCCAAAUUUUCAAUGCAAUAAUUUUCCAAGUAUAGAAUAUACUAUUUAGGUGUUUUGAACAUCGUAAUGGUACAAGUAGUAUUGUUUUCUAAUAUUGUUAGUGGUUAUUCCAGAAUUAACAAUAAUUUCAUAUUCCACUGGAAAGACGCACUUUUCUACAGACAUUUCUUUUGAUAAUGUGUUGAAGUGAUAAAUUUGUAUUUCAUACAUAUAUCUAUCUUGUAAGAUCUCAUUUAUAGCUUCUGAGUAGCUCCAUCAGUAUUUUUAGUGGUUUAUAUUGUGAAUUGUAGCUUUAUUUUUGUGUAAAGCUGCAAUUUAUGAUGGCUUUAUUAUUAUACCCGAGUAUGUGAUAACACCAGGAGAACAUAUUGAUUCCCUUUGUAUUCUGACAAUUUUAUGUUAAUUGUCUAUUUUUAUUAUCUUACUUUUAGCUUUCAUUGAAAUUUCAAAUUUUUAUGAUAACAUCUUGAUUUUUUUUUUAAUCAGUAUUUCUUUCCACUAUUCAUUUUGAUCCUUAUCUAAGACUGAACCAUUUCAUGAUACUAUUUUUUUGAAGGGAAUUUUACAUAUUCUCUCAACUAGAUAUAAAAUUUUCACUGAUUAUAGAUAUAAUAGGCUUGAUUCAUUAGUUAUAUCAUUGAUUUUUCAAUAAAUAUUUUAUAAGUU
This is a messenger RNA of Harmonia axyridis, 3735 nucleotides long. RefSeq names its product kelch-like protein 5. NCBI's taxonomy places the organism in Eukaryota, Metazoa, Arthropoda, Insecta, Coleoptera, Coccinellidae. Gene Ontology annotation, molecular function: protein binding. The coding region runs from base 335 to 2185 and encodes 616 amino acids. The record is from RefSeq and is a predicted model, not a curated record. The transcript has 6 exons.